CGGAACUAUAUAGUGGGAUAAAACGUCCCCUCCCACGUAUGUGUUGUGGGGGGUGCUGAACAAGCCUGCAAGGAGAGAGAGGAAGAAAGAGAGAGUGAGAGUUAGAGAGAGAGAGGGAGAAAGAGAGAGAGGGGGAGUUCUGCUCAGCUCCUUGUUUCUCACUGCCUGUGUGAUUUCCAGUGUAAUCUCUGAGUCAAUGCUUGACUGUAAAAAGCAUGAAAAGUAAGAGCCUGCAGCUCAGAGCAGGAGUGAGAGGAAGGUGUUCACCAGCGAACUGAACUCCAAGGCCUGUCCACAGGCAACCAUGUGCAGCUCCCUGAGUCCUAAACAUCUCAUUGGGCCUGGCCUUACAGACCUCCAGCAGUAUCACCAGUGGCUGGCCAGUCGUCAUGAAGCCAGUCUGCUGCCCAUGAAGGAGGACCUGGCCCUGUGGCUCACUAAUAUGCUGGGUCUGGAAAUCACCGCAGAGAGCUUCAUGGAUCGCCUAGACAAUGGAUUCUUGUUGUGCCAGCUGGCUGAGACGCUACAGCAGAAGUUCAAGCAAAGUAAUGGAGAUCUGCCUGCCCUUGGCAACAAUAAGCAGAGUUUUCCCUAUCGGAGGAUACCGUGUCGGCGCAGUGCUCCCUCUGGAUCUUUCUUUGCGCGGGACAACACGGCUAACUUUUUGUCCUGGUGUCGGGAGGUUGGAGUUGGAGAAACGUGUCUGUUUGAGUCCGAGGGUUUAGUUCUUCACAAACAACCGCGUGAAGUGUGUCUCUGUCUCUUAGAGUUGGGACGGAUAGCAUCGAGGUACAAUGUGGAGCCGCCUGGUCUCAUCAAACUAGAGAAAGAAAUUGAACAAGAAGAGAAAACGACUCUACCUCCCCCCUCACCUGUAUCUCCGGCUCCACCCUUUCCUCCGUCACCUGCCUCAUCUCCAUCUCCCUCACCUUCUCCAUCCCCCUCACCGUCUCCUUCCCCGACUCCUCCCAAAGUGACAUCUACAAAGAAAAGCGCAGGGAAGCUUCUGGAUGAUGCCGUCAGACACAUCGCUGACGACCCCCCCUGCAGGUGUCCAAAUAAAUUCUGUGUGGAGAGACAGUCACAGGGUCGGUACAGAGUGGGGGAGAAGAUGCUCUUUAUACGAAUGCUGCACAACAAACAUGUGAUGGUGCGUGUUGGUGGAGGCUGGGAGACCUUCGAGAGCUACCUGCUCAAACACGACCCAUGCCGCGUGCUCCAGUUCUCCAGGGUGGACGGCAAGUCUUCUCCUAUCAGCAGCAAGUCUCCAAAUAUCAAAGACCUGAGCCCUGACAGUUACCUGGUGGUGGCAGCACACUACCGCAGCAAAAAAUGAGGAGACGCAGCCUUGUGCAAAGGUUUUAGACAGGUGCAUGUAUUUGUUACUUACACCCUUUAAGCAGUUUCAUCAAGAAUUUAAAUCAAAUGUCAAGAACAUGAAUUUUUAUUACAUUAAGAGCACAAGUUUAACUGUCUUUUUUAACUUCCCCAAAGCUGUCAUGAUGGAGCCAGUUUCCCUUAGUUAGGAAUCGAGGCCUACACCCUGGGUGACCAGGUCCAUGGUAAUGGUGGCCACAAUGCCUUCUGGAGUUAGUUGAUCAGAAUGAGUUUCCGGAUUUCUUAAAAAAAAAGUGUCCCAUUAGUAAAGGACAAACAGGACAGGGAUGAUGUCUGUCCAACAUAUGGAUGGUUUACUAACAGUGUGGCAUCGCACUUGUGUAAUACUGAUGUGUUUUCAGAUAUAUUUUUGAAUGUUACACCAGAUGGGUGUCUGGUGUCAUACAAGCUUGGCUUGUGGAUAUAUUUGUUAAUUAUGUAACAUUAAUCAUAAACAUAUGUUAUUCUCUUCAUGGUUGGUACAAACUAAAGUUUACAAAUUGUUUUUAAUUGCAAUUUUACAAAGUGUACCAACAUGGAAAUAAGAUUUUUUUUUUGUGGUCUUCUAAUGACCUACGAUAGGUCUGUGAUUUUUCUUGUGUAAACUGCAUUUGAUGAGUUCAGUUGUUUCAUUCCAGGAGGUCGGCAUCAUCACUUCGACCUGAAGUGGAUUUAUUUGUGUGUGGUUGAUGGUAGGAGUAGAUUUUCUAUUAUAUCUAUUUUCCUAUUUUACACUUACGUCCUUUAACCAUAAUUUUUGUUCCAGUUCAAUGAAUGAUUGUAGUAAAUCCAAUCACUCAGACAACAAAGUGUAAUUUAGUUUUCAGCUGGUACAUGUAUACAUUUUCUAUGCAAAGCCUUUUUUUAUCAUUAGUAUUGUUAAGUGACCCCUAGUGGCAGUGCAGUUAGUUAUUCUUAACAUUUUUUUAAUAGAGUGCUACAUUCAAAGGCCUCUAACCUAGAGAACUGGUUUGAGUUGUCUCUGCCCUGUGGUUGGUAAAGGUCCAGCCUCUGUUUGUAAAUAUGUUUCAGAUCAUUCUGAAGACUUGAUCAUUAAAAACACAAUUGUUUUCUUAAUUGUUGAUUGGCAAUGAGUCAGUCAUGUUUAGCUUUUCCUUUACCACAAACCAAAGCCAAAUAAGCUUUACCAGUAUGUUUGAAUGGAAGUUGUGUUGUCAAUCAUACAUAAUGCUAAAAAAAAUUAAUACCACAUGUAUUUUAACAUUGGUAAAUUUUAAGAUGCCAGAAUUGAUCUGCUGACUUUUUGUUAUAACUCAAUUUCCAUAAUAUAAAAAAUACAACAGGAGCAGAAAUACAAUUUAUUGUAGCAAAUAACAUUGGCUUUUCUUGUCUACAAAUUGAAAAAGAGCGAGGAGAGAGAGAGACUGAGCACCACUGUAAGAGGCCACAGGAAGUACACUCAAACGAGCGUCAUCAAGGAUUACAACAUCACAUAUGUGUACUCUGAUGAUCUUUACGUCAGAUAUUUAUUUGAACACAUCUUCACAUUCAUUAAGUCAGAUCACCUGUGUCAAAUAGAAUUAAUUUGGUGUGCUAACUAUUGACUUCAAUCUAUCCUAUAGCCCAUAUGAAUCAAGCUACAAACACAUUAGCGUUGCACAUUCAUUAUAACUCAAAGCAAACUUAAAAGUGACUUGUAGGAGAGUGUGUCAGAGUACUGGUGAAGGUCAGACUGCUGUUAAACAGAGUCUGUGAAGGUAAACUGCACAGUUUUCAGUUUGCAUGAUAAAAUGUUGCAUUGUCUGCAGUCGCAGCACAUCUCUGCAGGUGGAGAAUUUGUGCUGAACUUCCUCAAAUGUUAGGUAACAACUAAGAAGCCCUGACCAAGGUGAAAAUGGUGGUACCUUGAAGCACACUGUAGUAGUACUGCAAAUAAAUGUAGUAUCUUCUCUGUAAA
This is a messenger RNA of Cynoglossus semilaevis (tongue sole), 3295 nucleotides long. It is a transcript of the gene gas2a, whose product is annotated as growth arrest-specific 2a. NCBI's taxonomy places the organism in Eukaryota, Metazoa, Chordata, Actinopteri, Pleuronectiformes, Cynoglossidae. The record is from RefSeq and is a predicted model, not a curated record. Gene Ontology annotation, cellular component: actin filament. Bases 305 to 1336 code for a protein of 343 amino acids. The transcript is spliced from 8 exons. Gene Ontology annotation, molecular function: microtubule binding; cytoskeletal adaptor activity; actin filament binding. Gene Ontology annotation, biological process: actin crosslink formation.